CAUCAGGUUAUCGGUACUGUCUCACCGCCAUCGACCGUUUCACACGUUGGCCUGAGGCAAUACCGAUACCUGACAUCACAGCCGAGACCGUGGCGAAGGCACUCCUGAGUGAGUUGAUCGCUCGCUUCGGAUGCCCGGUUAAGAUAGUGACCGACAGAGGACGACAGUUUGAGUCAUCUUUGUUUAAGGUGCUGUCACAGACCAUAGGCUUUGCCCAUAAGCGCACGACGGCCUACCACCCUGCAUCUAACGGCAUGGUGGAAAGAUUCCACAGGCAGCUCAAAGCUGCCAUAACCUGCCAUGCCGAUAGCAGUUGGGUGGAGUCACUCCCGUUAGUGCUGCUUGGGAUCAGGACAGCCUACAAAGAUGACCUCGGGACGUCGUCCGCUGAGUUGGUCUAUGGGGAGUCGUUACGCCUUCCAGGGGAUUUUUUCCUACCGCCUCAGGACGAGCCCUACGACAUGACGGACUAUGCAGCUCGUUUGCGUUCGAUGGUAAGUAGGGUCACACCUCCUCCAGCGUCACGUCAUUGCAGUCACCGAUCCCCAUUUGUGUUUAGGGACCUGGCUACAUCUUCCCACGUCUUCCUGCGCGAUGACACUGUAGCCGGUUCCCUAAAACCUGCUUACACAGGACCCCAUGAAGUCCUACAGCGAGGUGAUAAGGUGUUUAAGAUCGUGUUGAACGGUAAGACUGUCACAGUGUCUAUAGAUAGGCUAAAACCCGCCUAUCUGUUGCGCGAUACACAUUCACACACCGACAACACACAACCUCACACUUCACAAACAAAGGUCACUACAUCACACACCAACAGUGACACUCCUCCAUGCACACCACAUCAACGUCACCUCGGUACCGAAGACAACACCAAAACUACGAGGGCGGGACGUAGAGUAAGAUUUUCCGACUAUUAUCGCCCGUAGGACGGUCUCAAGGGGGGGGGGGGUGUAGCGGAGCUACUUUUAUUCAGCGAGAUUAAAAUUACAAUAGAAAAUCUUAGUCUAAAUUUUCUCGGAACUUAUAUCUAAAUUUAUCUUAAAUUAUAAAUAAAUUAUAUCUAGUCUUAUACUAAAUUCAUAAUUAAAAAUCAUAUGUACAAACCUUAAUAUUUAAUAACAAUAAUCAUAUUGAAAUAAUAUUUGUAAUCUCGCAUUUUAUAAUUGUAAAAAUAAUUAGCGUCAACGAACAGCCGAACGGGUCAACGCAAUUUUUAUAUUAGAUAGUUAGCGGAUGACGCAGUGACCCGACCGGCUGAGCGGUAGCCGAGCGUGGCCGAACGUUCGCUUUCGGGCGCCGUUCGGCUCCUGGGCCUGGCCCGCCGCGCCGAGCGACGGCCAGCGCGGCGCAUGCGCAUGCGUUUUCGGAAGGAACAAUUAGUCAGCGCUAAUUCGGUUCCGACGCGAGACGCUUAUCGCUUGACGCCUUACAUUUUUUCUUGUGCCCAGCUAAUUCGUAGCUGCUUAAUUUUGUGUUCGCUUCUUUCCUAUUUGUUACUAUCUGUACUUUCGCUCUCUUCUCCUUCUAUUUUUGUGUUGUGGAAAAUAAACUCUUUUGUGAACGUAAUACGGACUGAUUUUAUUUAACGACCCGGCAACGUUUAACGGACUUACGAUCAUCAUACACACUUCCCACAUACAUAUAUUAUAAUUCUCUUUGGUCUUGUACGAGUAUUGUAGAAGUCUUCAGCAGUCUUGUUUCGACGCUAGAACUGAGCACAUUGUGUAUUCCGCUAGUGUUACUAUGCAAUAAAUUGUUAGUGAAGUAAAUAAGUGUUUCAAUAAUUGAAUAACUGUCUGAAUAAUUAAAUAUAGACCGGUGAUACUUUGCCGAUCAUGUAAAAAAAUAUAACCAAGUAAUUAGUUUUCACUCCGACAUAUACAAAGUAAUUACGUUAAUCAAUGCAGUACUUCUCUGCUUAUUUUUAGCUAUAAUGAUAACUAUAAGUGAAGUCUUGUUAUUGGCUUUCAGUCAACUAGUUUAGUGUUACUUAAGUUUUUAUAGCUGUAAGUCUUCCAUACCUUAAAUAAAAAUAAAAAUAAAAUAAUAAGAAGCCUACUUUGAGGGCACCAUUAUUGCUUUUUCGUUUUUAAGCUAACGUUGUUAGUGCAAGAAAGUUCCAUAUUUUACAAAUAGUGCCAAGGUUUUUUACUUUCCUGGCCAGGCCAUAAAACGUUUUCUUGAUAAGUCUCCACAACUCAGGGACGUUGUAGCUAAUGAAAACAACUGGGCUUAUUAAUAUGCUAUAUGACAGAGUGGUAGACUAAGGUUUAAACCUUCUUAGUAGUAGAGAAC
This is a messenger RNA of Manduca sexta (tobacco hornworm), 2292 nucleotides long. RefSeq lists its product as uncharacterized. Gene Ontology annotation, molecular function: nucleic acid binding. Bases 255 to 923 code for a protein of 222 amino acids. The record is from RefSeq and is a predicted model, not a curated record. The transcript has a single exon. NCBI's taxonomy places the organism in Eukaryota, Metazoa, Arthropoda, Insecta, Lepidoptera, Sphingidae.